CAUUGAAGUUGAAGUUCCUGUGGUCCAUUUUCUCUUCGCUAUGUAACGGACCGCUUGAAGUUGCACUGUCUUUGUCAAUUGGUCAUGAGAUCAAUGCGUCCAGCUGUGAGAAUCAGCUUGCGUGCUGCAGGGUUUUCCUAAGGGCGCUGACAAGCUGUAACAGAUCCGCCAGCCAGUGAUUCCAGAUUUGCUUGUUCUGUAAGCUCGCGUAACGAGUGAUGACGCAUUGACUUAUUUCACAGCUCUAAACAAGCUUCGCUGCCCCUACAAGAGAAUCAUGGGUGCUGCGGACAGCAAAGAAGCACCAGCGGGCGCUGUGCCUGGAGUGGUGACCGUCGCAAGCAGGCAGGGGGCAGCAACGACACUCGACCCAAACUUAGCGAAGCUUCUUUCGCUGAAAGCGGGUGUCCCACUACUCAGCAAAGCGCCUUCCGACAACAACCUGAAAGACGUUUUGUUGCGGCGCACUGGCACUCCGAGCACAAGUCCAGGAACCCUUCUCGACACCAGCACCACCCUUCAACUCUUCUCCAAAUACGAGGCCUGGGCAAAUGGCGCAGCGGCGCACAUUGCAAGCAACCAGGAGGACAUCCACAACAGCAUCGACGUGGUGGAAGAACUGGCGCUCAAGCUGCUGCAACGACUGCACCACGCGGCGCAGGUCAUGAAGCAAAGCGCGGAGCACCUGCACCAAGCCCGGUCGUUGAAGGACGACGUUGACGAAGUGAAGCAGCAAAUGUCCGCAGUAUUGGCAAGUUACGAGGCGCUAUGCGGCCGCUUGGAGGGGAUCCAAGAAGAAAGGGAACGGGAAACCCGGGCAGCGAGCGACGGACAAGUCACUUGAGUCUCGAUAUUGUGCGAGGGCAAAGGUCUUUAUAAAGUAGCUUUUACUUGCAAGGGUGCCUCUAGAUUGUGGUCUGCAUGCAUGUGUCAGGGCCUGCAGCUUGAGCUUUCUCGACAGCUUGUUGAAGUCAUGACGACAGCAUAUGAGUACUCGAGAUCCGACUCCUGUGCAUACUAGCUAUAAGCCCACGUUUGAGAAGUCAUGUGCAAUCUGCAUGCAGCCCUUGACAACCACGUGCACUGAGCCUUAAUAGUUGAAAAUGUAAAACCAGGAUGGUAGCAUAGCUACCAAUGCAGGACGCUGGCCACUGGGUAAGCGGGCUCGUAUGGAUAGAGGUCGUACGGGGGUGAUAUGUGUGGAUUUUGCAAUCGGACGGUAAUCGGAC
Messenger RNA from Klebsormidium nitens, 1229 nucleotides. Lineage: Eukaryota; Viridiplantae; Streptophyta; Klebsormidiophyceae; Klebsormidiales; Klebsormidiaceae. The record is from the annotation of a GenBank genome assembly.